Messenger RNA from Perca fluviatilis (European perch), 1205 nucleotides. RefSeq names its product proteasome (prosome, macropain) assembly chaperone 3 (gene psmg3). Gene Ontology annotation, biological process: proteasome assembly. Lineage: Eukaryota; Metazoa; Chordata; Actinopteri; Perciformes; Percidae. Bases 147 to 518 code for a protein of 123 amino acids. The record is from RefSeq and is a predicted model, not a curated record. The transcript has 3 exons.
UCAUCACGCAGUGACAGCGUACGCUCAACCAAGCGAUGCACGUUUGUUUUUGGCGAAUGAGAGUCCUACUGAAGUUGCUGAAAGUCUAGUGUCUCCGUGCAGAAGCUUUUACUCUGUGCACAAACAAAGAAACAGGGAUUACCAAAAUGUCUUCUACUGAGCCCGUCAUCAGAUCGAGACAGACAGAGAAAGAAGUCAAUGGAAUUUCAACACAGGUUGUCUGUACAGAGUUCAGCAAUUACAUAUUCAUAGUUCUCACUCAGUAUGGCAAAAUGGGGACAUUGAUAUCUGUCACACCUGACUCCAGAUCUAAUGAUAUCAGCACCCCAACAUUCUCCACCAAAGUACUGCUGGGCAAAGAUGAGCCACUGACGCACGUUUGUGCCAAAAACCUGGCAACUUUUGUGUCGAAAGAAGCCGGCAACAGGCCUGUCUUACUGGGACUGGCGCUCAAGGAUUCCUCCAUAGAUUCAAUAAAACAAAUGAAAGAGAUCAUAAAAAGUUGUCAAGUCUGGUAGAGGGUCAACAUAAUGCACAUGAAGCUUAAAGGCUUGAGAAAAUACAGGCCUAAAGAUGCUCCCAAUGUCACAUUUUUCUCCUGUGUAUUUUUAAACUGAAAUAUUUUGAGUAUUUUCUAAAUGCCAAUCUGUGAUUUAAAAAAACAACAACCUGAGGCUUGUGCUGCGAGACAAAUGUUUAAAUAAAAUUUGCAUUCACUCAGUAAAUAAAAGAAACAGUAAAUAAUUUCUUCUGAAAAACAAUUUAGAUUGUAUCUGGUGCUUUCUGCAAGCCACUGUGCUCUCAAAAACUGAAGACUGUGCAAUAGCUUCAGUUUAAUGUAUUAACCUUACCUUUUUUGUUUGGUUGAAUUUGUUUGAAUUUAUUUUUGUAUGAAGAUAAUUAAGAAAUAAAACCGCUCACUUCUUAAACAAAUGUAACUCCUGUCAUCUCGGCUCCUAUGCUUUUUCUAAUCUGCUCUGUCAAUUACAGCAGUGUUACUUUGGUGAAAAUGCAGUUAAAGAGUAAUUUAAAGUAACUUUUUAACACAUUUCAAAGCAAAGCAUUCUGUGCUAGCAGUGUUUUACUGCAGAUCAUGACAAAAAACGCUAAGCAGUGAGUUGCACUAUUAUUUCAGAUCCAUUGGCUGUGAUGAAUAUUGCUUUAAUUGUGUAAAGUGUAAUAAAUGGAUUUAUAAUAUGUGGUCA